AUGAGUAUAAAUGUACCUGAAAAAACAAUCCUAGCAACAUAUAGAGAAUACUAUUCAAUAACAAGAGAUUUAUUGAAAUUAAUUUAUGACAAGAAUAAUUUAAAAAAUUCAAAGAUAUUAUUAGAGUUGGAAAAUGAAAGACCAGAUUAUAAAGAGUUGUGCAAUCUAAAAAAAAUAUAUAACGAUAUACCUAUUAUCGCUUUAACUGCAACUGCAACUCUUAAAGUCAAACUUGAUGUCAUGAAACUUUUAGAAAUUCAACAUUGUAAAGUUUUACAACAAGGAUUUAACCGAAAGAAUCUUUAUUAUAAAGUUUGUCCCAAAGAUAGUAGUAAUAAGGCGUUGGAAAAUCUUGUAAAACUCGUUCAAAGUCAUGGAGGUGGAUCGGGUAUUAUUUAUUGCACAGUUAAACUCAAAUGUGAAAACGUUGCAAAAUACCUGCAACAAUCAAGAAUCUCUGCCAAGUAUUACCAUUCAGGGUUAGACAAGGCAGAUAGAAUAAAUGUGCAAAAUGAAUGGCAAUCUGGCAAGCUGCAGGUUGUCGUUGCGACCACUGCCUUCGGAAUGGGAAUCGACAAACCCAAUGUAAGGUUUGUGAUUCAUUACUUGCUACCACAAUCUCUAGAAGGGUAUUACCAAGAGACUGGCAGAGCUGGCAGAGAUGGUAAACCUGCUCAAUGUGUUCUAUUUUAUACAUUUAAAGAAUACAUAUUGAUAAAAAAGAUGAUAAACGGCGGAGAUGGAACUGAAAUGCAAAAACAACAACAGCUCUUAAAUUUAUUUUCAAUGAUGAAGUAUUGUGAAAAUAAUAUCGAUUGUAGAAGGCAGCAAUUGUUAGGUUAUUUUGCAGAAAACUUCAAUCCAGCAGAAUGCUAA
This is a messenger RNA of Entrophospora sp. SA101, 876 nucleotides long. The record is from the annotation of a GenBank genome assembly. Lineage: Eukaryota; Fungi; Glomeromycota; Glomeromycetes; Entrophosporales; Entrophosporaceae.